AUUCCCCGCCCUCUUUCCGUAUCAACGCACAGCAGUUACACAGGGAGGGGACUAUGGGACUCUUUUUGCAAAUUGCUAGAGUUUGACACCCCAUUCGUCAAACGCUCACAGCUGACCCACUGGCAAAAGCACUGGAGGAGAAGUAACGUAGGACGGAGUAGUAGGAUGCUCUCACAAAAUUGGAGGACGGCUACAGGAGCUCAGAGAGAUAUGGAGUUCAGGGAUCUAACGGACAGGGCCGGACUCUGGUAUGAAAACUUCAUGAAGAAUGCAGACCCCAGGACAGAGGACUGGUUUCUCAUGUCAUCGCCGCUCCCCCAAACCAUAAUAAUCGUGGCGUACAUCUACUUUGUCACCCGGCUGGGGCCCAGACUCAUGGAGAACCGCAAGGCUUUCCAACUCAAAGAAAUUCUCAUUUUCUACAACUUCAGCGUGGUCGCCUUGUCCCUCUACAUGUGCUAUGAGUAUGUGAUGUCGGGCUGGGGGACGGGCUACACGUUCCACUGCGACCUAGUGGACUACUCGGACUCGCCGCAGGCAUUGAGGAUGGCUGGGACCUGUUGGCUCUACUACUUCUCAAAGUUCAUAGAGAUGUUGGACACAAUCUUCUUUGUUCUGAGGAAGAAGAACAGUCAGGUUACGUUCCUCCAUGUCUAUCAUCACUCUAUCAUGCCCUUUACCUGGUGGUUUGGGGUCCGGUUCGCUCCAGGUGGCCAGGGGACAUUCCAUGCCCUGUUGAACUGUGUGGUCCAUGUCAUCAUGUACUCCUACUACGGCCUGUCUGCCCUGGGCCCCGCCUACCAGAAGUACCUCUGGUGGAAGAAGUACCUCACCACCAUUCAGCUGAUCCAGUUUGUGAUCGUUACCACCCACAUCUGGCAGUACUUCUUCAUGAAGGACUGUCCCUACCAGUUCCCCAUCUUCAUCUACAUAAUUGGCCUCUAUGGCCUGGUCUUCCUCCUCCUCUUCCUCAACUUCUGGUACCACGCCUACACCAAGGGCAAGAGGCUUCCCAAGGUACUUCAGGCCAAAACCUGGGCCCACCCCUACAACAAAACCAACGGCGAAAUAACCAACGGGAAUGGUUUCCACUGUGACAAGGAUAAGUGACAGGAGAUCAGUCAAUCAGGCUCAGGAUCAAGGGUCGAUCUCAUUUGAAUAUGAGCCUAUUCAUGAACUGAAAUUAGACAUGGAAUUUAGAAUUUAGAGUACUGGGGUGUAUUCACUAGGAACCAAACGGAUAGGUACCUACGUGAAUUUGUCUACUAGAAAUGGUCUUUUUCCAUUUGGCGUAAACGGUUUCCAUUGUAACAUUUUUUUGUACUAUUGAUUUCAUCCCAGGUUAGGUAUGCAGGAGUUUUGUUUUCCAGUAUAAAAGUCAGUGCACUAUUAUUGAACUCAAAGAGAAUUGACCCCUCACCUUUGGACCUUCUGAUAUUUUCUUUUCUCUCUGCUACAGCAAUCUCUCAGAGUUAUGAACCAAAGCUCUACUGGACUUUUUGUAUUAGAUAUUUUAAACUUUUAUACCUGUGCUUUUCUUUCCUGUUCAGGGUGAAAGCACAAGUUGAGUGUUUUAAA
Molecule: messenger RNA, 1578 nt
Organism: Oncorhynchus keta (chum salmon)
Lineage: Eukaryota; Metazoa; Chordata; Actinopteri; Salmoniformes; Salmonidae
Product: elongation of very long chain fatty acids protein 7-like
Exons: 8
Coding region: 166-1110 (314 amino acids)
Biological process (GO): very long-chain fatty acid biosynthetic process; fatty acid elongation, monounsaturated fatty acid; sphingolipid biosynthetic process
Cellular component (GO): endoplasmic reticulum; endoplasmic reticulum membrane
Molecular function (GO): fatty acid elongase activity
Source: RefSeq, a predicted model, not a curated record